CCCAAUGUCAAAUGACCUUGACCAAGGUUAAGGGGGAGUUUUGAGGUUUUUGUGCCGUUUCCCCAAAAUUGGGAGCUUGGGUUAUGUAUGUUAAUUUUAAUUGCCAAGUCUUAGAACAACUUGGAGAAAUCUGUAAAGAAAGAACAGCUGAUGCAUUAUUAAUAAGGCACGUGUACUAAAUCGCAGGUGCAUUUAAAUCCAAACAGGCUUUCUCAACACUGAGUCAAAGGGUUUUCCAUCUAAUACAUCAGAUUGAAUAAGGCGAAUUGCAGUCAUCUGUCUAUAUUCAUCACAUAUUCAAUGAAAUACUCGAUUGACUUUAUUCGUAUUGGGUGGACAAGGCGUAUUUCAGAUCACUACUUUAGUUCUGCAUGUACGAUAUCAUUACUAAGAGGACCUAAAUUGAUUCUUGUUGAUCCUGGUAGCCCAUGGGAUUCGCAGUGGCUUCUUUCUCAGCUCUCAUCUCGUGGAGUAAAUCCUUAUGAUAUUGAUUUUGUUGUUUGUACACACGAUCACGUCGAUCAUAUUGGAAGCUUACAUAUAUUCCCAAACUCUACUCGGAUUGUGGGCGAGAAUUUCGAAGUUCAAGGUCUUAAAGAUUGCUUCAGUAUUCUCAAAACGCCUUAUGAGAUCGACUCCUUGAUUCACAUAAUAUCUACACCUGGGCACACUUUGUCAGACAUAUCAGUCAUUGUGGAGGAUAUUGACCAAUUCGGUCGUGUUGCCUUAGUGGGUGACUUGUUUGAAUGUGAGCAAGAUAUUAUUGAUCCAUCUUUGUGGCAUUCAUCUAGUAACGAUGUAAGAAUUCAACAAAAAAACAGAAAAUUCAUUAUCGAUAACUUUGACUACAUUGUUCCAGGUCAUGGACCAGCCUUUAAAGCUACUAAAAGGUGGCAAAACUAACUUUGUAUGCAUUUUUACCCCGUUCAUUGUAAUCCACUCGACAUUCGUUACACUUUUAUUGUCUGUCAUGAAAUUCUAUGGAAUAAUCAUUUGUCUUUCUAAGUUAUUAUAAGUCGCAAAACCCUUUGAUUUUCCCAUUAUAUUUCCGAGAAUUUUAUUUAGUUAUGACAUCAUAGAUUAAAGUUAUUAUUAGUC
Molecule: messenger RNA, 1098 nt
Organism: Schistosoma curassoni
Lineage: Eukaryota; Metazoa; Platyhelminthes; Trematoda; Strigeidida; Schistosomatidae
Source: the annotation of a GenBank genome assembly